AUGAAGUGGACUAUUACUUCCAUUCUGCUGGCCGCCAGCUCCACCCUCGCUGCCCCUACAUAUGUUGCCCGCAGCAAUUCCAUCCAGAUCAGUGAUUUCUCGGCCCGAGCUGCGUCUCCCGCCUCCACUGCGAGCAUGCACUUCGUUGUCACCGAUGCGAACUACCCCGAUGACACACCCACUGAUUGCAACCUAAUCUGGACCUACGAACAGCUGCCCAAGUCCAACGCACGGUGCAACAACGGCGAGUACUACAUCAGGUUCCCUCAGGGGGCUCCCGACUUCAACCGCUUUACGCUAGAGCUAGAGAGGGUUUCUGGCCCCAUUCCCGAACAAGGCCAGAUCUUGCUGAGUUCGAAUGCCAAUGGAGAGGCGCCUGGAACUAAGUGGAUCUGCGUGAACAACCCUGACCCCAACGUCGAAAUCAGUUGUUCCUAUGAUGGAGUUCUUGAAUUGCAGGUCUAA
Molecule: messenger RNA, 465 nt
Organism: Penicillium atrosanguineum
Lineage: Eukaryota; Fungi; Ascomycota; Eurotiomycetes; Eurotiales; Aspergillaceae
Exons: 2
Coding region: 1-465 (154 amino acids)
Source: RefSeq, a predicted model, not a curated record